Chara braunii is the source of this 2382-nucleotide messenger RNA. The record is from the annotation of a GenBank genome assembly. Lineage: Eukaryota; Viridiplantae; Streptophyta; Charophyceae; Charales; Characeae.
GGUGGAUUCCGACAGUUCCCACUUGUCCUGUGCCGUCGUUCUCCCGCCGUCUUGCGCAUGUUGGCAAUCUGAAAAAGGUGUGCCUCCUGAGAUUGAGCGAGCGUUCCGCCACGUGGAUGCAUUACCGAAAAUGUCGGCCACAAGGACCUGUCGUAUAGUGCAGCUGGUGGCCAGCACUUGCAAACGAUGCCACGUAGCAAGGAGGCAAAGCGUGACGAAGGCGGCUGUCGGGGGAAGGAAGGAUCGAGCCGCCGUUAGUCGUUCUUCGACGUACUGCGCUUCCUCAUUGGAUGCAACGUCAGCAGGGAGGAAGACGAUGAGGCUGAGGGCCACGUGGUGCCGGUGCGUGAAUACGCGAGCCGUUGAGGCGCCGGGAUUUGGAACAGUGGCGAAGCGGCGGGGUGCAGGGUUCUCCCAACUUGGUCGAGGGGAUUUCCUCUCCCCAUCAUCGCUGUCUGAGCUACGGAAUUCUGCCACGUGUCGUGAUGGCGGCCGUUCAUUUGCCAGUCGAGUAAGCAUGUCUGUCAAGACGGGUAUAGUCGGCUUACCGAACGUUGGCAAAUCUACGCUCUUCAAUGCACUGGUUGAGAAUGGGAAGGCUCAAGCAGCCAACUUCCCGUUCUGCACAAUAGAGCCCAAUGUGGGAGUGGUGGCUGUUCCCGAUACGAGGUUGGAAGUUUUGACGAAGAUUGGCAAAUCCCAGCGGACAGUGCCUACAAGUGUGGAAUUUGUCGACAUUGCUGGACUCGUAAAGGGAGCCAGUGAGGGGGAGGGUCUGGGUAACAAGUUCCUUUCACACAUUCGGGAGGUCGAUUGCAUCGUCCAGGUUGUGAGGUGCUUUGAGGAUGACGAUAUUGUACACGUCAAUGGCAAAAUUGACCCCCUGAGUGAUGUGGAUAUCAUCAACCUUGAACUUGCCCUGGCUGAUCUUUCUCAGAUUGAGCGCAGAAUAGAGAGAUUGGGGAAGGGAAAAGCGAAGGAUCCUCAAACGAAAGCAAAGGAAGAGCUUGAAAUGGGAGCAUUGCAGAGAAUCAAUGAGGCAUUGCUGGCAGGUCAGCCUGCACGAUCGGUGCCUCUGACAAGUGACGAGCUGAAGGUAGUGCAGGCACUUUGCCUGCUUACAAUGAAACCUGUAGUCUAUGCUGCAAAUGUCAGUGAAAGCGACCUCUCAGAUGCAGAUGCAAACCCACACGUUGUAUCUUUGAAGAAAUUCGCAAAGGAUGCUGCAGCUGAAGUUGUGGUCAUAUCUGCACAGGUGGAAGCAGAGCUUGCAGAGCUUGAUGCAGCAGAAAGAAAAGAGUAUCUGGAGUCUUUAGGUGUUUCAGAAGGGGGCCUUGGGUCAUUAGUGAGAGCAACUUAUGCAUUGCUGGGACUCAGGACAUACUUCACAUGUGGUGAAAAGGAAACAAGGGCUUGGACAAUCCAUGCAGGAAUGACAGCACCACAGGCUGCAGGUGUCAUCCAUUCAGACUUUGAGAGAGGCUUCAUCCGCGCAGAAACGGUUGCAUAUGAUGACUUCAUUCAGGCAGGCUCGCUUAACGUGGCGAAAGAGAAAGGCCUGUUACGAUCAGAAGGCAAGGACUAUGUUGUACAAGAAGGCGAUGUUUUGCUUUUUCGGUUUAACGUGUGAGACUCUGCAAUGUCUGGAGAGAAGCUGGCUUUGAGUCAAUCUGUCAUGCGUGCGCUCUUUUCCCUCACUUCAUGACUAUUUAGUAUUUAUCCUCUCUUCGACUGCCUGCCUUGUGAACCAUCAAAUGCCCAGGGAGAGAACACAUAGUAAUUGGUAUAGCAGCUAGCAAUGCCUAGCAUACACCAAUUCAUGUAACGUAGUGUCUAUGCGUAUACUGGUCAAGCAGGCUUUCUUUUCUCCACUCGCCUGUCAAUCACCGUCAUGAUCUUACUGUUUCCACAGAGGUCGAUCGUGCACUAUGUCUGCUCCGACAGCAGCACACCUCAUGAUCAACCUGAAGAGAGUAUUCUCCCUCCUUUCCCCACCCCUCCUUCCCCUCUUCUUUUUGAUAAGGCCAGCCCUCUCAGCCCCUUCUGCCUGUGAGUUGAUCUCAAGGGAGGUUGUCCAGGAUGAGAUAAGCAGCAGAGAGCGGCCUUCAAGUUGUUCUUUUGGCUCAGUUUCUCGAGCUCGGUUUGAGCGUCAGCUCUCUCUUUCGCAUCUUGCCUUGUCUGACUCUUCUGCAUGCGACGUGUCAACGGUGUUAUUCAUUUUUGAAAUUUUGAGCUAUAAACGUCCCUUGGGGAUGUAUGCUGGUUCCAAAUCAAGUCAAGAGAUUGGAUUGCAAGUUAUGGUGGCACAUGUCUCUCUCAACAUUGUAUCACACAUCUCUCUCAACAUUGUGCCACACACGUCUAUCAAUAUGCCACCACAGG